UUCCUUCAUGUGGUCGAGGAAGGAGGAGGAGAAGGAGAAGAUAGGGAAAGGCUCUUAGCUGCAGAGACACAAGAGCCGUUUCUCCGAGAAACCAUGACCGCCACCGAAGCUAAGAAUCGCAAAACCAAUGCCGGAGGCGAUAGUGAUAUCGAAAUCCCUGAUACUGCUCAUCAAAUCAGCAGCGAUUCAUGGUUUCAAGUGGCGUUCGUUCUGACAACCGGUAUAAACAGUGCCUAUGUGUUGGGAUACUCGGGAACAAUCAUGGUUCCUCUAGGUUGGAUUGGUGGUGUGGUUGGUCUUAUUCUUGCUACUGCAAUCUCUCUCUAUGCAAACUCUCUCAUAGCCAAGCUUCAUGAGUUUGGUGGCAAAAGACACAUUCGCUACAGAGACCUUGCUGGAUUCAUUUACGGUAGAAAGGCUUAUCACCUUACAUGGGGAUUACAAUAUGUCAAUCUCUUCAUGAUUAACUGUGGAUUCAUCAUUCUUGCUGGUUCCGCUUUAAAGGCUGUUUAUGUGCUUUUCAGGGAUGAUCACGCCCUUAAGUUACCUCAUUGUAUCGCCAUCGCGGGUCUAAUCUGCGCUCUCUUCGCCAUUGGAAUCCCUCAUUUAUCGGCUCUUGGGGUCUGGCUUGCGGUUUCGACCAUCCUCAGCCUCAUCUACAUCGUUGUGGCCAUCGUGCUAUCAGUAAGAGAUGGAGUGAAAGCACCUUCAAGAGAUUACGAGAUACAAGGAUCAUCAUUCAGCAAGCUUUUCACCAUCACAGGAGCAGCCGCAAAUCUGGUUUUCGCAUUCAACACAGGGAUGCUUCCAGAGAUUCAGGCAACAGUGAGACAACCGGUUGUGAAAAACAUGAUGAGAGCUCUCUACUUUCAGUUCACAGCCGGUGUUUUACCCAUGUACGCUGUUACAUUCAUCGGUUAUUGGGCUUACGGUUCCUCAACCUCGACCUACUUGCUCAACAGUGUUAAUGGCCCACUAUGGGUCAAAGCCCUUGCUAACAUCUCUGCUAUUCUUCAAUCUGUGAUCUCUUUGCACAUUUUUGCGAGUCCAACGUAUGAGUACAUGGACACAAGGUUUGGGAUCAAGGGAAACCCAUUAGCGUUAAAGAACUUGAUGUUCAGGAUCGUGGCUAGAGGCGGGUACAUCGCGGUUAGCACGCUCAUCUCGGCUCUAUUGCCGUUUCUUGGGGACUUCAUGAGCCUCACCGGUGCAGUGAGCACGUUCCCUCUCACAUUCAUUCUAGCCAACCACAUGUACUAUAAGGCUAAGAACAAUAAGCUCAAUUCUUUGCAAAAGCUAUGGCAUUGGCUUAACGUUGUCUUCUUCAGUUUGAUGUCUGUUGCUGCCGCCAUUGCAGCUCUCAGGCUCAUCGCCGUUGAUUCCAAAAACUUCCAUGUUUUUGCAGAUUUGUAA
Molecule: messenger RNA, 1413 nt
Organism: Thlaspi arvense
Lineage: Eukaryota; Viridiplantae; Streptophyta; Magnoliopsida; Brassicales; Brassicaceae
Source: the annotation of a GenBank genome assembly